Triticum dicoccoides is the source of this 1041-nucleotide messenger RNA. Its product is annotated as omega-amidase, chloroplastic-like. Gene Ontology annotation, molecular function: omega-amidase activity. The transcript has 7 exons. The record is from RefSeq and is a predicted model, not a curated record. NCBI's taxonomy places the organism in Eukaryota, Viridiplantae, Streptophyta, Magnoliopsida, Poales, Poaceae. Gene Ontology annotation, biological process: L-glutamine metabolic process; oxaloacetate metabolic process. Gene Ontology annotation, cellular component: mitochondrion. The coding region runs from base 19 to 915 and encodes 298 amino acids.
UGGAACUGCCCCUACGCGAUGGAGACCAUGCGGAGCUAUGCCGAGGACAUCGACGGCGGCCGGUCGCCGUCGGUCUCGAUGCUGUCGGAGGUGGCCGCUGCCAGGAAGAUCACGAUCGUCGGCGGAUCCGUACCCGAGAUGGCGUCGGGGCAGCUGUUCAACACCUGCUGCGUGGUCGGGCCCGACGGGGAGAUCAAGGCCAAGCACAGGAAGCUGCAUCUGUUUGGAAUUGACAUCCCCGGAGACAUCACUUUCAGGGAAUCCGAUACCUUCACUGCUGGGCAAGAACCCACCGUGGUUGACACAGAUGUUGGACGGAUUGGUAUUGGGAUUUGUCAUGAUAUCCGGUUCCCAGAACUGGCAAUGCUGUAUCGAUCAAGAGGUGCACACUUGAUAUGCUACCCGUCUGCGUUCAACAUGAGCACCGGGCAGCUCCUCUGGGACCUUAUGCAGAAGUCCAGGGUUAUUGACAAUCAGCUGUUCGUGGUGACCUGCUCACCUGCGCGAGACCCCAACUCAAAGUCAGAUUUCGUGGUCUGGGGUAACUCAAGCCUCAUCGGACCAUUUGGCGAGGUUCUUGCGGCGGCAGGGCACGAGGACGCGACCGUCAUCGGCGAGGUCGACCUGUGUUCGAUUGAUGCUGUCCGGUGUGAGACUCAUCUUUUUGUAGUUGAUUUUGUACUUGGGCUUGUGUUCUAUUUCGGCUCAGGCGUCAGAGGAAAAAUCUGUGCAGGGCGAACCUCCCUUUGGAAACACAGGGUAGAGGGGAUCUGUACAGGUUGGUCGAUAUCGAGAGGGAAUGUUCGAGCUAGCUGCGUUGCUCUAGGAGAUGGAAAUGCAGUGCAGAGAACUGAAGAAGGCCACGUCUGCAUGUGUUGGUCACAUGCUGGGGACGGGGUUUGCACAAUUGUGUAGUGGCAUGCAAAUAUUCGGGAUGCCAUAUACGAUAUGUACCGAUACUGUAUUUGUUUAUCAGGAUUCAAAACGGUAUGGCACUAACACAUGACAAUUCCGAACGUUUAUGACGAUAAGUUUAGUGAU